AUGACGGGGCGGGCCCUGCCGGAGCGCGGCGCCAGGCGGGGCCGGGGCCGCGGCCGCUCUCGCCGCCGCCUCCCUCCGCCGCUGCCGGCCCUGGGGCCCGCCAUGGGGCUGUGCCUGCCCUGCAUGGGGGGCGCCGUCAAGGACGUGGUGGAGACGCCUGACCCGGAAAUAAAAAGAAGACAGCUAGCAGAAGCUGCUGAAAAGAGGCAGAUGGAGGCUUCCUCUCGAGGUAUUAAGAACGCUUACUCUGUAGAGCAAAAGAAAAAGAAACAGGAAGAAAUAGAAAAAAGAAUUGCAGCUUCAGGUUCUGGAGGAGAAGGAGGACUGAGAUGGCAGGUUGGAUAAAGAAUAGAAGAGAAUCUCUUCUGAAGAGAAGAUUGACGUUACUGCCAGUAACUUGCCAGUUUCUGCAGCUGAGUGGCACUUGCUCAUCAUGUGGCUUUUGCUGUUUGCAUACGAGGGCUCAGCAGUACUUUGCCUUUGUGGGAGGACGGAUGUGGAAUCACACACCAAGAAACUUAAGCACUAACUCUGAACACUAAGUUUUGGCCAAAUUUGUUUGUUUGUUGCGCAUGUUUUAUUGCUUCCCUGUCAAGGUAGCAGGGUGGGUUUUCUCACAUGGAAGAGGCCUCCUUACCGGUAGUCAGUCUGUAUGCGUGUGCUGUCAUUGGUGUAUGUAUGUCUGUCUGCGUGUGACUGGCUUACGCACAGCUCAGGUGCCCGUGUAUUGUUUUUGAUGCUUAUUUCAAGCUCUACAAUUAAUUAAACUUUUCUCUAACUCCUCAUGUAGAAAGUUGUUCAUAUAUAUAUAUAUAUAUAUAUAUUUGACUAUGUGGGUGACAGCAUUUCUCUUCAGUUUCCUAAUGACUUUAGAACUGCUUAGGGAUUUAGUGCCUUUUUCAAAAAAAGAAAGCAGAUUCAUGGUGGGUCCUUACAAAUGGAAGCAUUUUGUGGCACUAAAAAAAACAAUUAGCAACCUUUAUAAGCCCUGUAUACUUUAUAGCAAGAAAGCUGUUUUAUUCUGAGUCUAAUAAUUUUUCUCCUCAUUUUCUGGUGUAGAUUUCUUUUGAGUCUGUAUUUAUAAAGAAUACUGGAAGUUAAACAUUAAAAAUACUGUUCUUAGUUGUUCUCCUUUAUUACCACAAGAGGGCAAUGCUGCACUUCUCAGGGUUUUGAAAAGCAAAAAGCAAGGGACUGUGCCAUCUCUUGGAUGUUCGUUUCCUGAAGUUUCUGUACUGUCGAGGGGGGUUUGUUACAGCUCUGUCACGUUUCUUCUGUGUUCAGCAACGUCUAUAAUCCCUUUCCCCAGGGUGAAUCUGCCUUUGAUUGUUUAGAGCUUCCUGAAGUGUGGUGUUACAACUAGGCCUCCCGACUAGUGGCCUUGGGCCGCUGCGUUGGUAGAUGAAGGACGUUUCUUGCAGCAUGAUCAACGCUGAGAAUCUAGCUCGUAUUUUCCCCAGAGAGCUUGGCUCCAGUAUGUUACUGUCCCCAUUUCUGACCUAGUUUAGGUUAUAAAGGCUUUUUUUGUUGUGGGUUUUUGUUGUUUUUUUUUUUAAAGAAAAAACCUAAGUAUUUCUUCUUUUACGUCCCCCAGUAGUGUCUCAUGCUGUCUUAGGGGCACAGUCCUGACACAUUGAGUUUCCUGGCUUAGCCUUCAGAAUUGAGUUGAGAAGGGAAACGUUUCAAUAUUAAUAUAGCGGUGUUUGAGCUGAAAGGCUGUGUCCUUGGCAGAUGAAUACCUUUGGUUUCCUUUGAUUGCCGGCAGUGGCUCUCUUCAGUGUAUUCUUUGGUCGUAGCAAGUUUUUUAACUCUAAUGAAAAUGCAUUUGAAAUAUAAUAAACUAUACUAAACAUGAA
This is a messenger RNA of Phalacrocorax carbo (great cormorant), 1856 nucleotides long. Lineage: Eukaryota; Metazoa; Chordata; Aves; Suliformes; Phalacrocoracidae. The record is from RefSeq and is a predicted model, not a curated record.